This is a messenger RNA of Caretta caretta (loggerhead turtle), 1663 nucleotides long. NCBI's taxonomy places the organism in Eukaryota, Metazoa, Chordata, Testudines, Cheloniidae. The record is from RefSeq and is a predicted model, not a curated record.
CCUACCACUGUUGUCCAGGGACCCAUGGGGCAGCCCCACGCCCCCGCUCCAUUCGUGGCCGGAACAUUUCCCCCCACCCCCACGCUCUCCACCCCCGUGAGACCGGGCGCCCACGGGGACAUGCCCGGGCCACGCGAAUACAGAAACGGGGCACGGCCCGUGACCUGCGUGGGCCACGGGAACACAUGCGGACCCAGGGCGCACGCUCUGACAUCCGACGACCGCACUGCCCGGCCCCGGUAUGCGCCGUAAGACACCCGUGGCCUAUGGAAGUCCACGCGUGGGCACAGCCAGAUGCUUUGACAUUCAUCGGCCACCCCACCCCACCCACGAUGUGGGGCCCAGGCUCCCAUGGGGAUGGGGAUGGGCAAAGACACACGGACCCACUGUACGGCAGGGAGGGGGGCUGGGGUCAACACACACACACACACACACACACACACACACACGCACGUAGCCCGCGGCGCUGGGCCUGGCAACCUCAGCCCCACACAUCUGGUUUGGAUCAGCUGCCUCUUGGCCGGGGUCCCAGCCCCUCCAGCCCCCCCGCCAGCCCCAGCGGCGCCGCCCGGACAGGCGGGACCAGUGCGUCUGGGACGGGGGGGGACGGAGCCGGCAUGGCCGUGGGGUGCGGGGCGCUGCUGAUGCUGGGGGUGCUGCUGGCGACCGGCCAGGGCCGGCAGCUCAGUUCGGAGGAGGAGAGGCAGGCCCUGAUGCUGAAGCACCUGCAGGAGGUGCUGCAGCUGCCAGAGGAGGAGGGAGAGGGGCCCCCCGAGAUGACACUGACGGAGCUGGCCCCCGAGGGAGGCGAGGGAGAGGAGGAAGGGGAAGAGGGGGAGGGGGCAUCCAUCGAGGGGGACGUUCAGCCCACCCAGCCAGCCCCGACCACAGCAGCCCCUCGGCCAGAGGAGGACGAAUUCACUUACGUGUUCUCGCGGCUGGACAGCCUGGACGCGGCCGUGCACCGGCUGAACGUGCAGUUCUACACCAUGGACCUGCGCCUGUCCCAGGUCUCCCAGGGCCUGGCCGAGCUGCGGGGGCAGCUGGCCGAGGCCCAGGAGGGGCUGAGCGCCCUCCGCCAGACCAGCACCCGCAACCAGCAGGACAUCGGCAAGAUCGACGGCUGCCUGCGGGGCCGGAGAGUCCACGCCAAAUGCUUCCUGAUCGUGAAGCAGUUCGAGGGCUACGACGGGGCACAGGAGCUGUGCCGGCUGCGGGGCGGGAACCUGGCCAUGCCGGCCGACGCCACCGAGCUGGCCGCCCUGCGCCGCUACCUGCAUGAGGCCUUCCAGCCCUUCAACUGGCCGGCCUGGGUGGGCAUCCACGACCGGCGGGCCGAGGGCCUGUGGCUGUACGAGAGCGGCCAGCGCGUCUCGUUCUUCGACUGGUACCGGGACCACCUGGUGAGCCAGCCCAACGGGGGCGCCCGGGAGAACUGCGUCUCCCUCUCCUCCGACGACGGCAAAUGGUGGGACAACGACUGCGCCCGGCGCAUGUACUAUGUCUGCGAGUACCAGCUCUAGGGGGGAUUGGCUCCCGCCCCCGGGACCCUGCACCCUGAGACCCAGCAUCCCCCUGCCCGCAGACCCUGCGCCUGCCCCUUAGGGACCCAGCAUCCCCCAGCCCGGAGACCCUGCGCCCAGAGACCCAGCACCUGACCCUA